This is a messenger RNA of Phyllotreta striolata, 950 nucleotides long. NCBI's taxonomy places the organism in Eukaryota, Metazoa, Arthropoda, Insecta, Coleoptera, Chrysomelidae. The record is from the annotation of a GenBank genome assembly.
CAAAAUAUUUCUCGGAAUAAUUUUAACAUCAGUUAUCUGCUAUAUAAGUUAGAAGUAACAGAUGCAUUAACGUUGCACAAUGUCGUUUAAAUUUCCCCAGCUGUGGUCAAAAGGUGGGCAAAUACCAGCGUUGUACACCCAAAGUACACUUUCGAAAUUUAAACACCUGAUAAAAUGGAGAAAAUCGCCAUCAAUUUUGGAAAUCGGCUUCGCCUCUGGAAGCAACAGUUCGAAAACGUUGAUUCCUCUACUUCCCGACGACUACAAAGAGUUUAUCGGUAGUGACAUUUCCGACGAAAUGGUCGAUUAUGCUAAGAAGGAAUUCAAGUUGCCCAGAUCAGAAAUCGUCAAGCUCGACGUUUGCCGAGAAAUUCCCCGCCAGUUUCGCGAACGAUUCGAUCACAUAUUUGGUUUCCACGUUAUCCACAUGGUGAAGGACCCAGUAAAAGCUUUCAAAAAUAUCAAGAGUAUGCUAAAACCGGGCGGAUCGACGUUUUUAACGUUCUACGAACGUGUUCCGAACGAAUUCGCUUUCGCGAAUUUGAAAAACAACCCGAGAUGGAGAAAGUACGAUCAUGAUGCGAUGAUACCACCAUACCAUUACUUGCUUAGUCCUUUAGAUGAGUACAAGAAGGACCUCGACGCUGUUCAAUUUAAGGAAACCGUUAUUCAAAAAGCGUACGAAUCCUACACUGCAAAAUCCGAGGAAGAUCAUAGUAUGUUGGCAGAUCUGUUAAAAGCCGCGAAUCCUAUUCCAUUGGACAUUCCUGAUGAAAACGAACGGGAAGAAUACAUGAAGGAAUAUUUUGCAGAAAUCUUUAAGGGACCAAUCAUAAAUGAAAUAGAAGAUAAAAAUGGAAAGAAAUUGACGAAUAUGACAACCUUGAAUAUGGUCGUAUACGCCACUAAAUAAAGAUAUUGAUUUAACUAUUGUUUUAAAUAGUAAACAU